This is a messenger RNA of Stylonychia lemnae, 354 nucleotides long. The record is from the annotation of a GenBank genome assembly. Lineage: Eukaryota; Ciliophora; Spirotrichea; Sporadotrichida; Oxytrichidae.
AUGUGCAUGCUUAACCUGCACCAAAAUAACCUACCUAAAAUAAUGAACAAGAUAGAGCAAAUCAGUCCUAGUUUAGGGUUAAGAACUGAGGACGUUCAGCAGCUCAAGCAGCAUUUUGAAAUCUUUUCUAUUGAGAGUGAGCAAAACAAAAAUGUCUCUGCGAAUUUUGAUCAGAAUAUGAGUGAUUAAGCAGAUAAUGGAAAGGGUUAUGGAGGUUAUAAUGAAGAGGAUUAUAAGAUGAUGUGUACAAGAGAUGAUGACGAGAUAGUAUUUGAUGAACUGGGUAAUCUCUACCUGCUAGAUGACUUGAUUUUGCAACUGCUGGUGAAUUUCAAGAAAACUUGCUUGCAAUGA